Poecilia reticulata (guppy) is the source of this 4848-nucleotide messenger RNA. The record is from RefSeq and is a predicted model, not a curated record. Lineage: Eukaryota; Metazoa; Chordata; Actinopteri; Cyprinodontiformes; Poeciliidae.
GAGAGAAACUCAAGUAAUACCGACGAGGACCACGCGGCACAGAAGACGGACGAAGGCACGAGACAUGAUCCAAGGAUUGGGAUUAUUUAGGUUAAACCGUGAAGAGUUUGGAUCUGCGGGGAUGAUGCGUGCAGACAACAGUCCCAUAGACGUCCUUGUAACGUGUUUGGAAAGCGCGCUGUCCGUGGUGCUGAAAUCCGGUUUCUGUAUUUUCUCAAUGAAUGGCACUGACAGUAUCUGCACUCAGCCAGGUGCCUACGGAUACACUCCAAGCAACAUUCCCACAGGUAAUGGCUGUGAUAAGCGUGGAAGCCCUGACAGACAGCAGAUAAUAUGCCAUCGCAGUCGGCACGGCUCACGCUCUGUGGCACGACAUGGCACGCGUAAAGAUGAGUUUUUUCGCUCUCCUGUGUCUCCCCGCAUGCCUCGUGAUCACCCGCAGCAGCGGCAGCAUCCACGAGAGAUCGGUGGUGCCCCGCGCCGCGUCCCGUUCCGUGGCCCGCAUGGACGGGGACGUGAUCAUCGGCGCGCUCUUCUCUGUCCACCACCAGCCGUCUGCCGAGAAGGUGGCCGAGCGGAAGUGCGGGGACGUCCGGGAGCAAUACGGUAUCCAGCGGGUGGAGGCCAUGUUCCACACGCUUGACCGCAUCAACGCCGACCAACACCUGCUCCCCAACAUCAGCCUCGGCUGUGAGAUCCGGGACUCUUGCUGGCACUCCUCUGUUGCCUUGGAGCAGAGCAUCGAGUUUAUCCGGGACUCUCUCAUCUCGAUUCGGGAUGAUAAGGACGGUUCCAAAUGGUGCAUCGACGGAACCCCGUCCAACCAGCCACCGCCUUCAAAGAAACCCAUAGCAGGAGUAAUCGGCCCCGGAUCCAGCUCUGUGGCCAUUCAAGUGCAAAACCUUUUACAGUUAUUCAAUAUUCCACAGAUUGCCUACUCUGCCACAAGCAUCGACCUGAGUGACAAGACUUUGUUCAAGUACUUCCUAAGGGUCGUUCCUUCAGACACUCUGCAGGCCCGGGCCAUGCUGGACAUCGUCAAGCUUCAUAACUGGACCUACGUGUCUGCAGUCCACACUGAGGGAAACUAUGGGGAGAGCGGCAUGGAGGCCUUCAAGGAGCUGGCCUCUCAAGAGGGCCUGUGCAUCGCCCACUCGGACAAGAUCUACAGCAACGCCGGAGAGAAACACUUUGAUCGCCUUUUGGGGAAACUGAAGGAACGUCUGCCCAAAGCCCGUGUGGUGGUGUGUUUCUGCGAGGGCAUGACGGUCCGUAAUCUUCUGAUGGCUAUGAGGCGACAAAGGGUGCGUGGGGAAUUCCUCCUUGUUGGCAGCGAUGGAUGGGCUGACCGUUACGAAGUGGUGGAGGGCUACGAGGAGGAGGCGGAGGGAGGCAUCACCAUGAAGCUGCAGUCGGAGGUCGUGAAGUCCUUCGACAGCUACUACCUGAAGCUGCGUCUCGACAAGAACACCAGGAACCCCUGGUUCGCCGAGUUCUGGCAGUAUCGAUUCCAGUGUCGCCUUCCGGGGCAUCCGCAGGAAAACAAGAACUACAAAAAAGUCUGCUCUGGAAACGAGGGCCUGCAUGACAACUAUGUUCAAGACAGUAAGAUGGGCUUCGUCAUUAACGCCAUCUACGCCAUGGCUCAUGGCCUCCAUGAUAUGCACAAGGAGCUGUGCCCGGGCCAGACGGGACUCUGUGAGGCAAUGGAUCCAAUUGAUGGCAGCAAGCUGCUGGACUACCUGCUCAAGACGUCCUUCAGAGGAGUGUCAGGGGAGGAAAUUUACUUUGAUGAGAACGGAGACACCCCAGGCAGGUAUGACAUCAUGAAUCUCCAGAAUGUGGGUGGCGAUCGCUUCGACUACUUAAACGUAGGGUCCUGGCAUGAAGGCAUCCUUAACAUCGACGACAACAAGCUGUGGAUGAACAGCAGCGAGAUGGUUCGCUCGGUCUGCAGCGACCCCUGCUCCAAGGGACAGAUAAAGGUGAUAAGGAAAGGUGAAGUGAGCUGCUGUUGGAUUUGCACGACCUGCAAGGACAAUGAGUAUGUUCAAGAUGAGUUUACCUGCAAGGCCUGUGAGCUGGGAUGGUGGCCCGACGAAGAUCUCGCAGGCUGCCAGCCCCUGCCUCUGAAGUAUCUUGACUGGGCCGAUGUGGAAUCCAUCGUCGCAGUUGUUUUCUCCUGCGUUGGCAUCCUGAUCACCUCCUUUGUCACCUUCGUAUUCAUCCAGUACCGCGACACGCCUGUGGUUAAAUCCUCCAGCAGGGAACUCUGUUAUAUCAUCUUGGCAGGCAUAUUCUUGGGCUACAUCUGUCCGUUCACAUUAAUCGCUCGUCCCACCGUCGCCUCCUGCUACCUGCAGAGACUCUUGGUAGGCCUCUCUUCUGCCAUGUGCUACUCUGCUCUGGUGACUAAAACAAACCGAAUUGCUCGUAUUCUGGCUGGCAGCAAGAAGAAGAUCUGCACCAGGAAACCGCGCUUCAUGAGUGCCUGGGCCCAGGUCAUCAUUGCCUUUAUGCUUAUCAGCGUGCAGCUAACUCUUGAGAUAACGCUCAUUAUUCUGGAGCCUCCCGAGCCCAUCAAAUCGUACCCAAGCAUACGUGAGGUCUACCUCAUCUGCAACACCAGCAACGUAGGCAUGGUGGCGCCGCUGGGCUACAACGGCCUACUUAUCAUGAGCUGCACCUACUAUGCCUUCAAGACGAGGAACGUCCCUGCCAAUUUCAAUGAGGCCAAAUAUAUUGCCUUUACAAUGUACACUACCUGCAUCAUCUGGCUUGCCUUCGUGCCAAUCUAUUUCGGCUCAAACUACAAGAUCAUAACCACGUCUUUCUCCGUCAGCCUGAGUGUAACGGUAGCGCUGGGGUGCAUGUUCACGCCCAAGAUGUACAUUAUCAUCGCCAAGCCAGAGAGAAACGUCCGAAGCGCCUUCACCACAUCCGACGUGGUGCGAAUGCAUGUCGGCGACGGGAAGUCUGCGGCUCAGUGCGGGAGCAACAGCUUCCUUAACAUGUUCCGUCGGAAGAAGGCGAUUUCCGGAAAUGCCAAUUCUAAUGGCAAGUCUGUGUCAUGGUCUGAAUCAGGUCCCAGACACCCUCCGAGGGGGGGGAAUGUGUGGCACAGACUGUCUGUGCAUGUGAGGAAACAGGAAGCCGGCUCGAAUCAGACAGCGGUCAUCAGGCCCCUAACUAACACCCCCGACCCCCACAGUUGUGAGCCCUCCACCGGCAACCAUGGCACAGACCCCCAACCUCCACAGGACACGCCUGGCACCAAGCCGCCUCCGUGCAAUAAGGCGGAAGAAGACGACCAGGGGGAUGCACAUCGCCCCCUCUGGACUCCGACUUGCUCGGAACAGACGCAACAAGGACUGGAAUUUGAUUUAGAUGAGCCGGCUUCUAAUUUGCCCUGCGACUUGACACGCCCCACCCGCGAGUGCUUGGAGGGGGCGUUGUUGAACACACACAGCUCUCACGUUCCUGCACUAAAAAGCUGCACUUCCUUUGAGCAAAUUCCUGCCAAUGAGCCUUUGAGCCUGACACCCUCUCAGUUUCCUUCAGACCCAAGACUGGGGGAAUUUGAGGACGAAGGGUCUGAGGAUGAGGAGCUGGACCUCUUGCACAGCUACAUUUACGACGCCAAGGAGGAGGGGGAGGGGGAUGAAGGAGAAGGUGAGGAUUUAACUCCAAAUAAGACCAUUCUGGAAGAUUCUCUGGCUCUGUCUCCCCCCUCUCCCUUCAGAGACUCGCUGUGUUCAGGGGAUUCGGCGAACGGCUCCCCCAUCAUCGAUUCCAUGCUCGGUAGCUCGGUCUACACCUCAAAUAUCCUCCAAAACUUUGCACACAGCUCCUCAACACUGUGAGAGCAGAGCCGGCGAAGUCAAUGGACCUUUCUUUAGAAACAUCCAGAUACACACAAACUGCUUUUCAAAUUUUUCAUUAGGUGAUUUGCUCGCUUGAGUUUAUUUCUUUUAUUCGUAGGUGAGUUAAAAAAAGAAAAAGAAAAAAAGAGAAGCUUAAGGAUAAAUAUAUGAGGAAUUAUUUACUGUAAAAGCGCUUUUGGAAAAAGCUGUUAUUGCACAUGUUGUUUUUUUGUUUUUUUUUUCAAGAAGGAAGAGUGCCAAAACCAAUCAGAGGCUUGUGCUACGAAGCAGGUUUAUUGGCUUAUUGAAGUAGUUUAGGCUUCCAGAUAAGAUUUCUACAGAUGUGUGAAUAAUUUAAAAGGACAGAGGUGACUGAUCAGCAAAGCAGUGUCUUCUGUCUCUCUCUAAAUUUGUUUCAAUGAGAUGCUGUUCAUAAAGUGCAUCCCACCAGAAUUGAUAUUUAUCUAUACGUAUAACACAGACUGAAGCAUCCAAAGUUUUUGCUUAAAUAUUAAAGAAUCUUUAAUUACAUAAUGUGACGUUGUAGAUCCUAAAUGACUGAAAAUGAACUUGGACAUUUACAAUACCCCAUUACCUGGAAUGUAUGAUUUUUAACUUGAAUAGUAUUUAGGGUAAAGUGUGUGGAACAAUCAUUUUCUUAAUAUUUCAGUUUUCUCUCAGGUCUCAAUAACAGGAAGCACCUGCCCUGCAAACACUGGAUAUCCGACUUUUAAACAUAUUAAGGGAGUAUUAAAACAUUCUUUUACACACAUAUUUAAUUUCUCACUUUUCAACUACAUGAUCUUGCUUUUUCGAUUAGUGGAUCUCAUUUGGUCUGACUUCAGGUACCACCAACAAACCUUAAUGACAACACAUGACCUAAAUGACGUCAACUCCUCAACAAUUUGGAAUAAAAAUAUGCAAUUUGGACCUUACAUGGUAAAAUGGGUUGAUACAGUAUACACACGCACACACACGCACGCGC